UGGCAGCGAGACGGAGUGGAGUGUUCGUGUGUCAUCCGCGUUAAUUAUUUUCUUAAUUCAAACGAAACUCAUUCGAAGUGGGCGUGAUCUGCAGGAGACGCAGUGCAACAGAGGCGUCACUAUAAAUUAAUUGAAACCGAUUAGAAACAAACGCGAAAAGUGUUGGAGUAUAAUUCCGGACUCCGCGGAGGCGUUGCAAUAAAUCAUCAGCUUUUCACGGUGGUUUUUACAACUGAAAAGUGCAUUUAGUGAAAGAUUUUUCGGAAAUCGGAUUUAAAUGUGUUUCUAAGUCGAUUCCGCGGAAGUUUUGAUCAACAGUCUCCAAGAUGAGGCCGCCCAGGAGCAAUACGAAAACAGCAUUUUCUUCGCUUCAGUUUGGAUUAUUAUGCCUCCUAUUGCUGGCCAAUAAUGGCAUUAUAUCGGUGCAAGCAGAUGCCUUAACUGACUAUUUCUCCGACUAUGAGUGUAACCAGCCGCUCCUGGAAAGAGCUGUCCUCACGGCAACAUCAUCCUUAACACAAAGAGGUCCCGACAAAGCACGUUUAAACGGUAACGCUGCUUGGACACCGGUCGAGAAUACCUAUAACCACUUUCUAACACUCGACCUGGGGGAUCCCCGCAUGGUGCGCAAGAUCGCCACCAUGGGACGCAUGCACACGGAUGAGUUUGUGACGGAGUACAUUGUCCAGUACUCGGAUGAUGGCGAGUUCUGGCGCUCGUACGUGAAUCCGACAAGCGAGCCGCAGAUGUUCAAGGGAAACUCUGAUGGGGACUCUAUUCACUACAACGUCUUUGAGGUACCGAUUAUCGCACAGUGGGUUAGGAUUAAUCCCACCCGGUGGCACGAUCGAAUUUCCAUGCGAGUUGAACUCUACGGCUGCGACUACAUCUCUGAGAACCUGUACUUCAAUGGCACUGGUUUGGUGCGUUACGAUCUGAAACGGGAGCCCAUUGCGUCGUUGAAGGAGUCGAUACGAUUCCGCUUCAAAACAGCCUUUGCCAAUGGAGUGUUGAUGUAUUCGCGUGGCACCCAGGGCGAUUACUAUGCCCUGCAGCUGAAGGACAACAAGAUGGUGCUGAAUCUGGAUUUGGGAUGGCGGGUAAUGACGUCCUUGUCGGUGGGCAGUCUGUUGGAUGACAAUGUGUGGCAUGACGUGGUGAUAUCACGGAACCAGCGGGACAUAAUCUUCUCGGUCGAUCGUGUUAUCGUACGGGGACGCAUCAAGGGCGAGUUCAAUAGGCUGAAUCUUAAUCGGGAGCUGUAUCUUGGUGGUGUGCCCAAUGUUCAGGAGGGUUUAAUUGUCCAGCAGAAUUUUUCCGGAUGUCUGGAGAACAUCUACUUCAAUUCAACCAACUUCAUUCGAGGAAUGAAGGACAGCUACGAACUGGGAGAGGCAUAUCUUUUCCAGAAGGUGAACACUAUCUAUGCGUGCCCUUCGCCUCCAAUUUAUCCGGUUACAUUCACCACCCGCUCAUCGUUCGUUCGUCUGAAGGGCUAUGAAAACUCCCAACGUCUAAAUGUAUCGUUCUAUUUCCGAACGUACGAGGAAACUGGAGUAAUGCUGCACCAUGACUUCUAUUCCGGUGGUUACAUAAAGGUCUUCCUGGAGUUUGGCAAAGUAAAGAUUGAUCUGCAGGCCAAAGGAGCAGCGCGUAUUAUCCUGGACAACUACGACGAUCAGUUUAAUGAUGGCAAGUGGCAUUCAUUCGUGAUCUCUAUCGACCGGAAUCGUUUGGUUCUGAACAUUGACCAGCGACCGAUGACCACAACAAAGAGCCUGCAGAUUGCCACAGGAGCACAAUACUACAUAGCUGGUGGAAAGGGCAAAGACGGAUUUGUUGGAUGUAUGCGGUUAAUUUCGGUGGACGGAAACUACAAAUUACCUCAGGACUGGGUGAAGGGCGAGGAGGUUUGCUGCGACGAUGAAGUCGUCGUGGAUGCCUGCCAGAUGAUCGAUCGCUGCAACCCAAAUCCCUGCCAGCACAAGGGCCUUUGUCACCAGAACUCCAGGGAGUUCUUCUGUGACUGCGCACACACAGGCUAUGCCGGCGCAGUUUGUCAUACAUCCAACAAUCCAUUAUCCUGCCUGGCUCUAAAGAAUGUGCAGCAUGUACAACAGCGUGUCAACCUGAACCUCGAUGUCGAUGGCAGUGGUCCUCUAGAGCCUUUCCCAGUCACCUGCGAAUUCUACUCGGAUGGACGUGUGAUCACCACCCUCAGUCACAGCCAAGAGCACACCACAACUGUUGAUGGUUUCCAGGAGCCGGGUUCUUUUGAACAGUCCAUUAUGUACGAUGCCAAUCAACUGCAAAUCGAAGCUCUGCUAAAUCGCUCUCAUAGCUGCUGGCAGCGCCUUAGCUACUCCUGCCGGUCCUCCCGACUCUUCAACUCGCCAUCUGAAGCAGGAAACUUCCGUCCGUUUUCCUGGUGGAUCUCUCGCCACAAUCAACCCAUGGACUAUUGGGCUGGAGCUCUUCCUGGUUCUCGUAAGUGCGAGUGUGGAAUACUGGGCAAGUGCCAUGAUCCCACAAAGUGGUGCAACUGCGAUACGAACAGCCUGGAAUGGAUGGAGGACGGUGGCGAUAUCCGGGAGAAGGAGUACCUUCCUGUGCGGGCUGUGAAAUUUGGUGAUACAGGAACUCCGUUGGACGAGAAAAUGGGUCGCUAUACCUUGGGACCACUGCGCUGCGAGGGUGAUGAUCUGUUCAGCAAUGUGGUGACCUUCCGCAUUGCCGAUGCCUCCAUCAACUUGCCACCAUUCGAUAUGGGUCACUCUGGAGAUAUUUACCUGGAAUUCCGCACAACUCAGGAGAACUCUGUGUUGUUCCAUGCCACUGGACCCACGGAUUACAUAAAGCUAAGUUUAAUUGGCGGUAACAAGCUGCAAUUCCAGUAUCAGGCGGGCAGUGGUCCACUGGGCGUGAAUGUAGGCACCAGCUAUCACCUGAACGACAACAACUGGCACACAGUGAGUGUGGAGCGUAACAGGAAGGAGGCUCGUCUGGUGGUGGAUGGUUCUAUCAAGGCCGAGGUCCGAGAGCCGCCAGGUCCAGUGCGUGCUCUUCAUUUAACCUCGGAUCUGGUGAUUGGAGCCACAACAGAGUACCGUGAUGGUUUUGUGGGCUGUAUUCGAGCUUUGUUGCUUAACGGAAAGAUGGUUGACCUGAAGGAUUACUCGAAGCGUGGAUUAUACGGCAUCAGCACCGGAUGUGUUGGCCGCUGUGAGUCAAGUCCUUGCCUUAAUAAUGGAACCUGCAUUGAGCGAUACGAUGGCUACAGCUGUGACUGCCGUUGGAGCGCGUUCAAGGGACCCAUUUGCGCAGAUGAGAUUGGUGUCAACUUACGUUCCAGUUCGAUUAUUCGCUACGAGUUCGAGGGCUCCUUCCGCUCGUCGAUUGCCGAGAACAUUCGUGUCGGAUUCACAACCACCAUUCCCAAGGGUUUCCUGCUUGGCUUCUCUUCUAACUUAACUGGCGAAUAUCUGACCAUACAGAUAUCGAAUUCUGGUCAUUUGCGUUGCGUAUUUGACUUUGGCUUUGAGCGACAGGAAAUCAUAUUCCCCAAAAAACAUUUUGGGCUUGGUCAGUACCACGACAUGCACUUUAUGCGUAAAAACGGUGGAUCUACAGUGGUUUUGACGGUUGACAACUAUGAGCCUGUGGAGUAUCAUUUUGAUAUAAAGGCCUCAGCAGAUGCUCAAUUCAAUAACAUUCAGUAUAUGUACAUUGGCAAAAAUGAGUCUAUGGCAGAUGGUUUCGUGGGUUGUGUUUCGCGAGUUCAGUUCGAUGAUAUCUACCCCCUGAAGCUGAUGUUCCAGCAGAAUCCACCGAAGAAUGUUAAGUCUUUGGGCACCCAAUUGACAGAAGACUUCUGCGGAGUCGAGCCAGUGACGCAUCCGCCCAUUGAAAUUGAAACUAGGCCGCCACCUUUGGUGGAUGAGGACAAGUUGCGUAAGGCAUACAAUGAAGUGAACUCUGUGCUGCUGGCAUGUCUGCUAGUAAUUCUCUUCCUACUGCUGAUCGUUAUGUUCUUCCUUAUCGGUCGCUACUUGCACCGGCACAAAGGCGACUAUUUGACGCACGAGGAUCAAGGCGCCGAUGGAGCCGACGAUCCGGAUGACGCUGUCCUGCACUCAACUACUGGCCAUCAAGUUAGGAAGCGAACAGAGAUCUUCAUUUAAACCUGUCGCAAAAGUAUGCACACAAAUCGUUUUUAAAUCGCCUUAGACACGCAAAAGCGACGAAUUAGACUCACUAAAAAAAGAUACAAACAAAAUCAAAUGAACACGGAAAAUCUCACAACAUAUUACAGACAGAGAAUCUUGUUUCACUUUUCCACGCACUGCCAAUUGUUUUGCGCAAGUGAUUGCUAACUAUUUAAUUUAAUAUUGGUUGGCUGAAUUCUCAAAGGAUUUUUUUAUUUUUUGGUUCUGUCUGACGGCAUUUCACCUUAUUUUACUUUUGAAAUCCCUCAAAAGUCAUUAAAUACCGUCCAUUUUUAGUUAAUUUUAUAAACAUAUUUUGUUUGCGAAAUUAAGUUAAAAACUUAUAUAUUUGGUUGCUACCCGCGCAGCUGAACGUAGCCAGCUAAUUAUUUGUAUUUUUUUACGAACAUUCCAUUAUUAUUAAUGUCGCUCGUUAAAUAAAAAAGUCUUCUACUUUACACACAAAAGAACACGAGAAUCAUUUUGUGGCUAAACAAACUCGGCUACUUUAGUAACAACAGAUUGUAUUUUUGGAAAAUACAUUUUGAACGUCUUGACUUGAAAUUUGCAAAUAUACAUUAGCAUGUGUAUAUAGAUAUAUAGCUAUAUAUAAAUAUAUAUAAUUACGAAAAAAGAGACAAUGAAAACAUUAAUAUUUUU
Drosophila rhopaloa is the source of this 4865-nucleotide messenger RNA. RefSeq names its product neurexin-4 (gene Nrx-IV). Lineage: Eukaryota; Metazoa; Arthropoda; Insecta; Diptera; Drosophilidae. The transcript has 12 exons. Bases 327 to 4181 code for a protein of 1284 amino acids. The record is from RefSeq and is a predicted model, not a curated record.